Molecule: messenger RNA, 2910 nt
Organism: Lagenorhynchus albirostris (white-beaked dolphin)
Lineage: Eukaryota; Metazoa; Chordata; Mammalia; Artiodactyla; Delphinidae
Gene: FIRRM
Product: FIGNL1 interacting regulator of recombination and mitosis
Exons: 24
Coding region: 29-2755 (908 amino acids)
Source: RefSeq, a predicted model, not a curated record
UUUCGAAGCUUUGGUCUUGGGCGAAAGCAUGUCUCAGGAACGCGCUGUCCCGGCGAGCGCGGUUCCCCUGGAAGAAUUAAGUAGCUGGCCGGAGGAGCUAUGCCGCCGGGAACUGCCAUCUGUCCUGCCUCGGCUCCUUUCUAUGUAUCAGCAUUCUGACAGUUGGCUUGAGCAUAUUCAAAUUCUGAAAAUUAUUGUAGAAAUGUUUUUACCUCAUAUGAACCAUCUGACAUUGGAACAGACUUUCUUUUCACAAGUGCUGCCAAAGACUGUGAGAUUAUUUGAUGACAUGAUGUAUGAGUUAACCAGUCAAGCCAGAGGACUAUCAAGCCAAAAUUUAGAAAUCCAGACCACUAUAAGAAAUAUUUUACAGACAAUGGUACAGCUAUUAGGAGCUCUUACAGGAUGUGUUCAGCAUGUCUGUGCCACUCAGGAAUCCAUCAUUCUAGAAAAUAUUCACAGUCUUCCCUCCUCAGUCCUACAUGUAAUCAAAAGUACAUUUGUACAUUGUAAGAAUAGCGAAUCUGUUUAUUCUGGGCGUUUACACCUAGUCUCAGACCUUCUGCAGGCUCUUUUCAAGGAGGCCUAUUCUCUUCAAAAGCAGCUAAUGGAACUGCUGGAUAUGGUUUGCAUUGACCCUUUAAUAGAUGAGAAUGAUGACAUUUUGAAUAUGGUAGUAGUUAUUCAUUCAUUGCUGGAUAUCUGCUCUGUUAUUUCCAGUAUGGACCAUGCAUUUCAUGCCAAUACUUGGAAAUUUAUAAUUAAGCAGAGCCUUAAGCACCAGUCGGUUAUAAAGAGUCAGCUGAAACACAAAGAUAUAAUUACUAGCUUGUGCGAAGACAUUCUUUUCUCCUUCCGUUCUUGUUUACAGUUAGCUGAGCAGAUGACACAAUCAGAUGCCCAGGAUAAUACUGACUGCAAAUUAUUUCAGAAAACACUCAAAUUGUGUCGUUUCUUUGCCAACUCCCUUUUGCACUAUACUAAGGAAUUUCUUCCUUUCCUGUCUGAUUCUUGCUGUACAUUGCACCAGCUUUAUCUUCAGGUACACAGUAAGUUUCCUCCAAGCCUGUAUGCUGCUGGGAUUUCUAAAGCACAACAGGAGGAAAUAGCAGGUGCUUUCCUGGUCACACUGGAUCCACUUGUCAGUCAGCUUCUCAAAUUCCAACCUUUCGUGGAAGUGGUUUUGGACAGUGAAUUGGAGCUGCCAUGUGAACUACAGUUUCCACAGUGUCUACUGCUGGUUGUCAUCAUGGAUGAGCUGCCCUCUCAGCCUGAGGACGUGCAGACCCUGUGGUGCACAGAGACCCAGGUCUCAGAAGCUACAACCAGGGUGUCUCUACUCAAAGCCAUUUUCUCCAGUUUUGAGCAGUGUUCUGGUGAACUGUCUCUACCUGUUCAUUUACAGGAAGUAAAGAGUAAAGGGCAAACUGAGGUUGCUGUCACCUUAUAUCAGCAUGUUUGUGUUCAUCUGUGUACAUUUAUUGCUUCCCUUCAUCCCUCACUGUUCACUGAACUGGACACUGCUCUGUUGAAUGCUGUGCUUAGUGCUAAUAUGAUCACCUCUUUGCUAGCCAUGGACGCAUGGUGCUUCCUUGCUCGAUAUGGGACUGCUGAACUCUGUGCCCACCAUGUCACCAUAGUGGCUCAUCUGAUAAAAUCUUGCCCUGGAGAAUGUCAUCAGCUCACCAGCCUAUCAGUACUAUUGAGGCGCCUCUUCUUCUUCAUGACCCCACCCCAGCAGGUGGAGUUUAUCCAGAAAUUUUCCCCAAAAGAAGCAGAAAAUCUGCUUCUGUGGCAAUAUAUUUCCUUUCAGGCAUUACCUGCUGAGCUUAGGAAACAAACUGCACUUGAGGUCAGCAGAUCAGGCACUGCACAGUGCAGGAAGUGGCUAAGCAGCAGUCGAACGUUGGGAGAACUUGAGUCUCUGAACACAGUGCUCUCUGCUUUGCUUGCUGUAUGUAAUUCUGCUAGUGAAGCUCUGGAUAUGGGACAGCAAACUGCAGUUAAGGAAGUUGGGAGUCAGCUUUGGGCUCUUUUAAACAUUAAACUGGUAACAGGUCAACCUUAUGUUCAACAGACACUCUGCCUUUUACUUCCACUGCUGGGAUUUUUCAUUCAAACUCUAGAUCCUCAGCUGAUAAGUCAGGUAAUAACUUUGCAGACCUCACUACUCAAAUCAGAGCCUCCUGACCAUGUUCGUUUGGCAGUUCUUGAUUUUCUGUCUUCCCUGGGAAAACUUUUUAUACCUCAAGCCAUCCAGGACAAAAUUCUGCCCCACCUAUCUUCUGUUUUUGCCUUACUGCUAGCUGACAGGAAUUGGCUACUAGAACAACAUUCCUUGGAGGCGUUUACUCAGUUUGCUGAGGGAACAAAUCAUGAAGAGAUAGUUCCACAGUGUCUCAGUUCUGAAGAAACAAAGAAGAAAGUUGUAUCUUUUCUGGAGAAGACGGGGUUUGUAGAGGAAACUGCAGCUGCCAGAGUGGAACGUGUCAAACAGGAAAAAGGUACCUUCUGGGAGCCCUUUGCUAAAGUUACUGUAGAAGAAGCAAAGAAGUCAGCUUUACAGCCUUCUGCGAAAAGAGCCCGUCACGAGCUCCCCUUGGAAGAAGAGUACAGGUCAGCACUGCAAGCAGCAACAGCGGCCUUGGAGGCAAUCGAGUUAUUACUCCAAAAGUCUCCUCCUCCAGACUGGCUUCUGACAAAAAUGGAGAUACUCCAAGAAAGGAUUGAUAAGCUAAAACAUCAUGUAUUCUAGGGUGAAAACUGAAUGGACUGGACCAUAUUAAUUAUCGCUAGGUAAGAGUUGGAUGAUUUUUUCUGUCAUCCUACAGUGCAUUUCACCUAUAGAUGAAAAUAUUGAUGUAAUUAUAUGUCUGUACAUUUUCUAACACAUAAAACUUUUCUAAAGUU